Molecule: messenger RNA, 933 nt
Organism: Knipowitschia caucasica
Lineage: Eukaryota; Metazoa; Chordata; Actinopteri; Gobiiformes; Gobiidae
Source: the annotation of a GenBank genome assembly
AUGUCGUCCACUGGUGCUCUGAGUAACUGCUAUGUGGACUCUGUGAUGGUGCACGAGCCGGAGGACGUGUACGGAGGAGUGCGCUUUCUCCCCGCUCCUCACACGGUGACCCCGAGGCCACCAGGUGCCGCCGGGGACUCAGAAGGAUUCUCUUCUUGCAAUUUUGCACAAAAGCCCGGUGUGUUUCCGUCGUCCUGGUCCUCUGUCCACACACAGGGGCUCUACCAUCCGUAUGUGCAUCACCCCCAGCCGCACCUUCCUGCGCCAGACGCCAGAUAUGUCGGCGUCCGCUCCUGGCUGGAGCCCGUGUCUAAUCACGUCCCCUUCGCUGGAUUCAAUUCGAGUAGCCGUCGCUUUGGGACUAAACAGGAGCCCGUUCCUCCGAAAGCCACUGAAAGAGACGCUCCGGACCAGGACAGCUCUGAGUUCACUCCGUGCGCAGCGCCGGAGUGUCCAGAAAACACAAGCAAAGAGCGGAGUGCAAGCGAGCUAUCGAGCCCCAGCAGCGAUCCCAAAGACGAGAAACAACAACAACUUGACCCAAGAAAUCCAGCAGCAAAUUGGAUCCACGCUCGCUCCACAAGAAAGAAGCGCUGCCCUUACACAAAGUAUCAAACUUUGGAGCUGGAAAAGGAGUUUCUCUACAACAUGUACUUGACCAGAGACCGCAGAUAUGAAGUGGCCCGCAUUCUAAGUUUAACAGAGAGACAGGACGUGUUGGAGCGCGACGAGACAUUUUUCUAUAUUUCAUCUGCUGCAGUGGCGCCUCUUCGAAGCCUCAACAUCAAAGAUCAAAGAACAAACAUGGAUUACUCGUUGGAUAAUUCAGACGGCGCUGUUGUCCAAGACAAGAACUCUCUGCAGCAGGCGGAGCGUGUGUUGCAGAUGGGACAUCUGGGCCUGAGCCAAGUGAGCAUCUAUGGGGCCGUGUGA